Messenger RNA from Colletotrichum truncatum, 1515 nucleotides. RefSeq lists its product as uncharacterized. The record is from RefSeq and is a predicted model, not a curated record. NCBI's taxonomy places the organism in Eukaryota, Fungi, Ascomycota, Sordariomycetes, Glomerellales, Glomerellaceae.
AUGGAAGACCAACAAGAUCAAAUCCCUCACCAGGUCGCCGUAGCCAUGCUUCUCGGCAUAGGACACCUCCAGGAAAUCAAACAGCAAACAACAGACAACAGAGUCGCCUACGAUGCCGAGAACCUGAUUCUCCACACCAUGCUGUGCCUCGAUUCCCCUCAUAGUAUACACACCGCCCAAGCAAUGGCGUAUGUCAUGAACGAGACGAGAAAGACGAUCGAAAACGCGAAAAAAGCAGAGAUGUGCUGUCAUUUUAUCGAACGCCUCCGCAACGCGGACGCCGGAAACUUGUGCGGACGCUACUUGCCCGACAGCGCCUGGUUCCAGCGCGCCUCGCAGACGACUUACAACGGCACCAGCAGAUUUGGUCCUCGUGCCUGCGCAUCCACGACGAACCAUCAUCACCCCGACAUCUGCCCUUACGGCAUAUCAUUCGACCUGCUGUACGAGAGAUACCUGGACGAGCACCGACAACGGCGUCUCUGGUUGCAGGGGGCCAUCGGCGGGUUCGGGCCCCAGAACCCGCCCGACAGCCCCUGGAACGAGUUCUUUGCGGAUGUCGCGGCAUACAGCUUGCACAACGACGUGCCCACACGGGCGUGGGACUACUGGCGCAUCGUGAUGUGUCUUCAGGAGAACUACGAGCGGGCCCGCGGCAGACAAGUCGACUACCGCGGUCUCCUGCAAUACGGCUGGAAGUACACUAAGCACAGGAUCGACACAGACGCCACGAUAGUCCGGAGAUGCGCCGAGGGCGUUCUAUCUGAAGACGAGAAGGAUGAGCUCGUUCAAGCUGUCAUUGUCGACGCGAGGUCGUACUACUACGACCCUUUCGAGUUCCCGCAGGACCCCGCUAGGUACGAGGCGGCCAUCCGCCCCAGAUCGUGGGUCGCCAGGGAACUCGCUGAGAUGCCCUUCAUCAAGAGACUCCCCUCCUGUCCUCCGCCAUUGCAGAAUCUGAAGCGCGUUUGGAAGUGGGCGGAUGUUGACGAGCAUAGGAACGUGUGGGUGUGGUGCCAGUACGUUGCCACGGGGGAUCACUGGUACCCUCAUUACAUCGGCAGUGACGACGGGAGCAACGAGGAGUUGAGGGUAGCUCUUCAGAGGAAUCGGAUGGACCAGAUCUGGGAAGAGUCCCAACAGCAGCAGGCGCGUGCUGACGAAUCCGAGGGGGUUAUUGAUCGACGAGAGGCGGAAGAGCAGGAGAAGAAUAAUGCUUACUCGCAGUUGGAAUCUUCCCUUUCGACGGGGGACCUUGGCGAUGAGGAAAGCGAGGUCCGGGAGGGAGACUAUUAUUUCGAUUGGAGCGACGAAGAAGGACUGGAACAUGAGGACGGCGAUGAGGAUGGCGACGACAGCUACAUGUUCAGCCGUCGACAGGCUGAGGCGGAGAGACGCCAUCACCAGCGGGACAUUAACCGUCUUACACGGCGGGAGGAGAAUAUGACGGAUAACUGGGGGGGUUAUAGCGACUCGGAUGAGAUCGCGGCCAGUGGCGAGGGAUCUUCUAGCUAG